GAAAUGGUGGCUCUUGCACGGUAACUAAAGCAACAUUUCCACUCAAACAGCAAGACGCACUUAUAAUCGGUCGACACUCCGCACCGACCGAAAACAUGAGGGAGAAACAGAGGAAGAAGAAGGGGCGGACAUGGGCAGAAGCAGCUAAAACGGUGUUGGAAAAGUACCCCAACACUCCCAUGAGCCACAAGGAGAUCCUGCAGGUCAUCCAGAAGGAGCGGCUGAAGGAGAUCAGUGGGACGUCCCCCCUGGCCUGUCUGAAUGCCAUGCUGCACACUAACUCUCGUGGGGAGGAGGGCAUCUUCUACAAGGUGCCAGGCAGGAUGGGAGUCUACACACUCAAGAAAGACAUAGCGGACGUGGUGAAGGAGCUGUCGGAGGAGGGCUCGGAGGACAGCAGUGAUAAUCUGUCUGACAGCCGCAGCACUGAGAACAGCAGCAGCAACAACAGCAAGGAGGGCAGGAGGGGCAGAUGGCGGAGGAGGGUUCCGGCGAAGCUGAAGUCGCAGCCGUCCUCCCCUCAGUCGCGCUGCUCCUCCCCCUCGGUCCCCUCCAGCAAGCUGAUCUCGCCCUCCCAGAAGCACAGCAAGAAGGCCCUCAAGCAGGCACUGAAGCAACAGCAGCAGAGGAACCAGCGGAGGCAGUGUGUGAUGGCGUCAGGCUCGAGCCCGCGGCUGCUGCUGAAGAGUGUGAAGGGGCUGGCCGACAGCGUGGACGCCAAGCCAGGUAGCGCAGAUUACCCACAAUCCAUCUCUGCAGCCCAUUCUGCCAUCACAGCCUAUCCACGCUUACGCUCAUCCGUCUCCAGCAAGACAGCGUGGGAGCUGAAGCAGGUGGAGCGGCCCCCCGCCAGCCCCCAGAACUCCAGCUCCUCCUCGUCCUCGUCCUCCGCCAAGGCCGACUGCCCCCCCGCCGGCCGGAAGCUCUCCCAGCGCUCCAGCCGCCUCAGUGCACGGCAGCUGAAGCGCAGCCGGUGUGAGAUUGACGUGGAGACGCCCGACUCCAUCCUGGUCAACACCAACCUGCGCGCCCUCAUCAACAAGCACAACUUCUCCGCCCUGCCGCACGAGUGCCAGCUGAAGCUGCUCAAGCUGCUGCCCGAGGUGGACCAGCAGGCUUGCAUGGACGGCCCGGUCCUGAAGGUCACCAGCUCUGCCUUAAACAACGAGUUUUUCACCUCGGCAGCCCAGUCCUGGAAGGAGCGCCUCUCUGAAGGCGAGUUCACCCCUGAGCUGAGGCUGAGGAUGAGGCAGGAGUUCGAGAAGGAGAAGAAGGUGGAGCCGUGGAAGGAGCGCUUCUUCGAGAGCUACUACGGCGAGCACUCUGGUUUGACGUUAGAGGAGUCCAGAGAGCUCCUCGAUGCCGAGGGGAAAGAAGCUCCUGCUCAGGAGCCGGCCGCGCUUCCCUGUAAGAAAUCAGCCGGACAGGCCACCAUGGACAUUCAGGAACAGAGCCAAGGCUUCCAGCCGUCUCCCACAGUAUCGGAAUCCAAACCUGCGCCAGAGAAACCGGUCAGCCAGGCGGCGCCCAGCAGUGUCCGGUCUGCGGAGCUGCCGCAGAGAAGGUCGCAGGCCGCCUCGGUGGGCUCCUACACCCCCACGCUCACGCGGUCCAUGUCCCUCAAGGCAGAGGCCAGUCUCGCAGCAGCAGCAACACGGGAGGCCCUCAUCCCAGAAACUGCCCCAGCCCCUGCCCCUGCCCCUGCUCCUGCCCCUACCCCUUCUCCUGCCCCUACCCCUUCUCCUGCCCCUGCCCCUGCCCCUUCUCCUGCUCCAGCCCCUGCUCCAGCCCUUACUCCAGCACCAGCUCCAGUUCCAGCUCAGGAAAGACCCACUCCAGCUCCUUCCCCAGCUCCUUCCCCAGCUCCAUCCCCAGCUCCAUCUCCAGCUCCAUCUCCAGCUCCAUCCCCAGCUCCAUCCCCUGCAUCGGCCCCUGUCUCAGCUCCCUCCCCAGCCGUCACUCCCCCUCCUCCUCUUCCUCCUCCUCCUCCUCCUACUGCUGCUCCUACUGCUGCUGCCUCACCUGCACCACUGGCCUCCGGCACUCCACGUAGAGAGGAGAAGACCCAGGCUGCUCGCAAGGACAGUCCAGGAACCACAUCAGCAGCAGCAACAGCAGAGAGUCACGUGACCUCUCCCGCUCCCUCCGCACCCCACGAGCCGCUGAAGAGGAAGUCCUCCAGCCAGCAGGAGGCAGAAGCGAGCCCUGAGAAGAAGCUGUGCCCGACUCAAUCGGCAGGAGCGUCGGCCGUCACAGUCGCGUCAUCCUCCUCUUCCUCACCCCCCACCACCACGACCUCUUCAUCACUGCCAUCGCCUGCAGUAUCGCCGCCUGCUGUCACUCCCGCUAAAGAGCAGAGGGUACCUCCACUCAUUGUACGUUUGGGCUUGGUGGCCCAUCCACAUAUGCUAUGUAUCUGUGUGACAUUCUUGUGUGACAAAAUCCCUGUAUCUCGUAUCCUGGCAGCCCCUCCCCCCAGUCCGGUGUCGCCCAGAGCCCCUCUGGUGGUGGCGCCGCCUCGCUCGGGCCGCACGGGCGCCCGCACGCUGGCCGACAUCAAGGCCAAAGCCCAGCAGGCGCGCGCCCAGAGGGCAGCCGCCGCCGCGGCGGGCACCUCCCCGCGCGGGGCCAGCGCCCCCUCCACCCCCACGUCGCUGUCCAGCGGCAGCGAGACGCCCUCGCCGGUCAAGCUGAGCCCCGCGUCGCCGGCCCACGCCGGCCGCCUCUCCCACACGCCCCCCAGCGCCACGGCGGCCACGGACAUCAGGGCGGCGUCGGGCUCGCACGGCAACCAGUCCCUCUUCAAGCCCUCGCUCGCGCACCUCCAGAGGGCGCCUCCGGCGGCGGGGGUGGGCGGCGGCGGCCCCGGGGGGAACGCGGCGGCGGUGGCGGCCGCGCUCUCGUUCGCCGCCUCGCUCAAGUCCAGCUCGUCCAUCCCGGCCAACAACCCGCUGGUCACGCAGCUGCUGCAGGGCAAAGAGAUCCCCCUGGAGAAGAUCCUGCCCAAGCCUCUGGCCCGCGGCGAGCACCCCCCUCACCACCACCAUCACCACCACCACCACCAUCACCAUCCGCCCGCCUCCGGCGCCGCGCACGAGGAGCAGAGCAGGCUCCGCCAGCUGGUCCCAGGUCAGCUGCCGGCGCACAGUCCCCCGGGCACCUCCGGCCCCGCCAGGCCUGGGUUCAGAGCGGAGCAGGCCGCCUCUCACCAGCAGCGCGAGAUGCUGGACAAGGACACCAAGGAGCAGAUCCUCCAGAUGUUCAUGCGCGGCCAGGGGACGUUCGGCCCCGCGGUGCCCCAGCACGACGCUCGCGCGCUGGGCCUCCCUCCGCAGGCGCUGCCCCUCCAGAGCUGCGCCGAGCGGCCCUUCUGCCCCGCGGGGCUGCUGAGCCGAAAGCGCCGCUCCCGGCCGGCCAUGACGGGCCACUACCUGCUCAACGUGUCCACCUACGGCCGCUCGGACGCCAGCAAGCGCGCGCACCUGUCCGUCCCGCUGGCCAGCCUGAAGACGGAGAGCCCCGAGGCGGGCGAGGGGGCGCAGGUGAAGGAGGAGGAGGCCGAGGAGAGGAGGGCGGGAGGCGCGGGGGAGGACGAGGAGGAGGAGAAGGGGGUGAAGACGGAGGAGCCCGAGAGCCCGCAGCGGUGCUCGUGGACGAGGCAGACGAGCGGCAACACCAGCAACGCACACAGCGGCUCACACGCCACCAGCACCACCAGCGGUCACUCCGAGAGCCCGUCGCUGGGCCCCUGCUCCUACGGGGGCACCAUCAGCAUGUCCGUCCCCCCCGCGCUCAACCACGCCUCGGCCGGCUCCGCGGCCGCCGCCGCCGCCGCCGGUGCUACACCCGCCUCCGCUCAGACGCCGUCCGAGGCCGACGCCAGCGUGAUGUCCUUCUCCGUCACCGUGACGACCAUCCCCGCCGGGCACCCGGGCGGCAACCCGGGCGACGAGGACUCCCCCGAGCAGGUGUUCAUGGAGGGCGGCGCCAUGGAGGAGGUGCAGUCCAAGUGCUACUGCCGCCUCAAGGCCAUGAUCAUGUGCAAGGGCUGCGGGGCCUUCUGCCACGACGACUGCAUCGGGCCCUCCAAGCUCUGCGUCUCCUGCCUGGUGGUGCGAUGAGCGCGGCGGCGGCGGCGGGCGACGCCCGGGAGGUGCCGAAGACACGACGCCUGACGCCUGAGUCUCUGUGUGUAGAGAGAGAGAGAGAGGGAAGGAAGGAGCGAGGGAGCGAGGGAGCGAAGGAGGGAUGGUGUGCAGGUG
This is a messenger RNA of Sardina pilchardus (European sardine), 4262 nucleotides long. It is a transcript of the gene asxl2, whose product is annotated as ASXL transcriptional regulator 2. Lineage: Eukaryota; Metazoa; Chordata; Actinopteri; Clupeiformes; Clupeidae. Gene Ontology annotation, molecular function: peroxisome proliferator activated receptor binding; DNA binding; chromatin binding. The record is from RefSeq and is a predicted model, not a curated record. Bases 96 to 4121 code for a protein of 1341 amino acids. The transcript is spliced from 12 exons. Gene Ontology annotation, biological process: positive regulation of transcription by RNA polymerase II; animal organ morphogenesis. Gene Ontology annotation, cellular component: PR-DUB complex.